This is a messenger RNA of Rhododendron vialii, 483 nucleotides long. Its product is annotated as glycine-rich protein 23-like. The record is from RefSeq and is a predicted model, not a curated record. NCBI's taxonomy places the organism in Eukaryota, Viridiplantae, Streptophyta, Magnoliopsida, Ericales, Ericaceae. The coding region runs from base 1 to 483 and encodes 160 amino acids. The transcript has a single exon.
AUGUUUGUGAUUGCUCUUGUACUACUCGGACAUGCCACAGCACGGACUGUGCCGAGUGCGACUACUAGUGUCAAAAAUCAAGAGCAAACUAACACGGUGACCGUGCCUAAUGCCCUUGCAGCUAAAGGGAAGGGGGUGAAGGACAAAAAGUGCGGCGUUGUCUUCGCCGGAGUUGGUGGCGCUGCCGGCGUUGGCGGUGUUGGAGUUGUUCCGCUCGGUGGAGUGGGUGGGCUUGGCGGGCUUGGUGGUGGUGCAGGCGGGCUUGGAGGACUUGGUGGUGGGAGUGGGCUCGGAGGACUUGGCGGGCUAGGUGGUGGGAGUGGGCUUGGUGGGCUAGGUGGUGGGAGUGGGCUUGGAGGGCUUGGUGGGCUAGGUGGUGGGAGUGGGCUUGGGGGAGUAGGCGGUGUCGGUGGCACUGGAGGCGGCGUGGGCGGAGUUGGUGGUGGUGGUGUGGGCGGAGUUGCUGGAGGAGUUUUGCCCUAG